Messenger RNA from Sclerotinia trifoliorum, 3172 nucleotides. The record is from the annotation of a GenBank genome assembly. Lineage: Eukaryota; Fungi; Ascomycota; Leotiomycetes; Helotiales; Sclerotiniaceae.
CUUCAUGUUGCCAAAAUCUACACGCCAUUGCCAUAGUGUCUAGACGCCAUGUUAAGGAAUUCCCGACUUCCAAGACGAAAUGUGCAAUCGUUAAUAUGCUGGAAUUGCCUUGCAAACCUUCAUACGGGAGCAACAAUUGGAAGGCGACAACUCCUCCAAGUCUCGGAUAAAAAUGGUCAAUUAAGGUCAAAGCAGACACCAUUAAGGCGAGAUGCGAAGUCAUUCAGCACCAGCUAUGUAGUGUGUAGAAUUUUCUCUAUUAUUUACUCUACUCCGCUAACAUACUUCCUAGCGACGAGCCGAAAUAGACACGCAAAAUGACCAACCUCACAAUUCGUCUGAUGUUUUGCCCACACAAAAGGAAGAGGUGGUGCCCAUUAGAGAGCGGCUAAGAGCGUGGGAAGCAGAGAAUGCUAGCCAAUAUGUUCCUGUCACAAUCAAUGACAAUGCUUCACCUGGUACUGUGGAAAAUUCUAGCUCUCGAAUCCAGGACAUCAAAUUCGAAAUUGACGACGAAGAGGACGUGGUGAAUGAUGAUAUCCAUAAUGUUGGGUUUGAUGAUUUGGUCGAUGUUGGAAGCAGGCGGGGAUUCCUAAUUCCUGGUGAUCUUGUCGAAGUUAUGUGUGUCUACCCACUCUGUCGUUCCCUGCAUAUGUAGCAGGACUAACAUAAGCCGAUUAGUGGCAAAGGGCAGAGACAGGAACUUGCGAUAUAUAUACGCGAUGUCGAUAAUUUGGCAGAGUUUUAUACAAUGUCUGGUGUUCUAAUGAAGGGCUCUUUGAAAUCCACACACUUUUAUGUGCCAGGCUUCAUUGGGAAUGAUGAACUGGACAUAAUUCGACCAUUUCUACCCUCGCUAGAAACUGAACAAUUGGAUACUUCAAAUAAUAACCAACUUGAGCCACAAAUUUCUAGAGAAGUGACCAAGCCUAUAUUGGAUCAGAUGCUUAAGUUCUGGGCUGAAUCUGAAGCGAUUUAUCAAAGAACUUUUUCCAGGCUUGAUCAUGCUCACAGUCUUGUUGCUAAAGAUAAAUCUUUUCGGUACGCUACGCUGGACGAGCUAGCUAAUGAAGUUAUUCCACAAAGCAUUCCAAGGACAGAGGAUGGUAAGCAUUCUUACCCAGCUUUGUAUGCUCUACAUCGUUCUCUUUUGCGCGAUGAGAUUGGCUUUCGGCCACAACUGAGAGGCGCAACUAGAACCGGCGGGCAGUACGAAAUUAGCUCCAAAAUAGAGGUAAAGAAUAUCAUAUAUGUGGUCGAGGAGGUUCGCAAGUAUCAAAAGGCUCCAGCCACGAGCUUAAAAGUUCAAAAAGACUCACUAUUGAAAUGGGUGAAAGAUUGUCAGGGAGCAGUAGAUGAGAGUCGCAAAUCACGUCAACUCACAAUUCACGGUACCAUCAAAACGCUGCCUGCAUCGGAGGAUAAUAACAAGGUUCCACGGAAAGUUGCUCCUUCACCAUAUACAGAAUUUAUAAAAUCAUGGGCGGCUUUCCGGACCAUUGAUCGCAAUUCUACAAUCAAUGCAGCGGGGUCAGCCAUUCUUCGAUUCAUAGAACGAUACGAGAAUUUCCAAUUAGAUCAAAGCACUGCGUGGACUUUUUUGCAAGAAAUUGGUGAGAUUAGUCCUACAGCAAAUCGAGUAGCCUUUGAUCUUCGCGUUCACAACCACGGCUAUAACAUUGUUCCUCAGAAAGACUGUUUUACCUCAGUUGACAGCAUGUCGGCCCUCCGAAAGAACUUCCAUCUACCUGUUUAUUGUAUUGAUGCUGCAAAUGCACAUGAGGUUGAUGAUGGGGUGUCCAUCGAGCGCACUGAAACACCAGACGAGUAUUGGGUUCAUGUUCAUGCAGCGGAUCCUGCGUCACGAUUAGAAUUAAAGGGUGAGGCUGCGGAUGGAAUUUCAAAUCGAACCGAAACGAUCUACUCGCCCAAUGAAGUGCACUUCCUAUUGCCGUCCGAUUUCGUGCAAGAUAACCUCAGUCUCGACACGAGCCGUCCGUCUUUAACAUUCAGCGCAAAGAUGAAUUUGAAUGGUGAUAUAUUGGAGACACACAUAUCUCCGCGCACCAUUCUAGAUGUAAAAUUUAUGACACCACAGGUGGUUCAAGAAGUCAUUACUGGAGGCAAUUCUCAAAGUUCUAAAACAAGAACUAUUACCGCCACCGUUGGCUUGCCCAUUAGCCCUGCUUCGGAGAAGAGGAACAUGCUUCAGAGCAGUCAGCUUUCUCAGGAGCACAAAGAGGACCUUCGAUUACUACAUAAGAUUGGCGAUGCUCGGCUCAAGCAACGUAUAGCCAAGGGUGGUGUCUCCAUGAACUCUGCCCAAAUCGAUGUGUCAGUCUCACCCACAGGGGAAACGAUCCAGUUACAGAAAGAACAAAUCAAACCUGGAUCGAGAAUAGACGCAGUUGCACCACUUAUGCUAAUCGCUGCUGAAGUUGCAGCGCAAUGGUGCCACGAUAGAGGUGUUCCAAUCCCUUAUCGUAUCACUCCUCGCAACUUAAGCAAAAGAAAUCCACUGGAUUUCUACAGGAAGGUCGUAAUACCAUCGUUGGACGAACAUGGCUAUCCUCCGGUCAGUAUUGCUAUACAAUAUUUUCAACUACUUGGCUCAAUACUUCCAUCCACCAUACCGGGCCCGCAUGUAGCUGUUGGCGUUGAAAUGAUGGCUAAAUGUACAAGCCCACUGCGCCGAUAUGGAGAUUUAUUACUCCACUGGCAAGUCCAAGCAACACUUCGGGAAGAAGCACGUUUAGGGCAUGAUCUCAGAGGUAACACCAAAGAGGACUUUCUUCCUUUCUCAAAGGUCGAGCUUGAUCGCAUAAUAACGCAUCUUGACGCCCGCGAAAGGAUGAUCAAACAAGGCAAUAGGGAUUCUAUUAGACAUUGGCUAUGUCAUUUCUUAGUCCGCGCAUGGCGCUUUAAAGAGGCUGUCCUUCCUCCCACCUUCCGAUUUAGGGUUAGUCAGACUAGGUCUGAUCGCACGUGGGGUAAACUGAACUUCUUUGAUGCCUAUGCGGAAUUAGUAGGAUCUGAGACUUUUGAUAUUGGAGAUGUUAAAGCUGGCGAUUCGUUUGAGGUUGAGUUGGAAGAUGUCAAUGUAUACUUACGUAGCAUAACUGUUAAAGCGAUUCGUCGUUUUACAUAAUCAUACAAAAUCCUCACCCAAAUC